Fraxinus pennsylvanica is the source of this 426-nucleotide messenger RNA. The record is from the annotation of a GenBank genome assembly. NCBI's taxonomy places the organism in Eukaryota, Viridiplantae, Streptophyta, Magnoliopsida, Lamiales, Oleaceae.
AUGGCUCUCGAAGAUCUGUAUGCGAAACUAGUGAUAGAAGAUGAAGAUCAAGGCGUGGAAUUGCAGGGAGGUGAUGCUACGAAGGAAAUUGUUGAUUAUUGCUAUUGCCUGGUUGGUAGAUUCCAUACAGAUCGUGUUGUCCAUUUCAUUUCAAUAAGGAAUACUAUGGAAUCUAUUUGGCAUCCGAAGAAAGGGGUUUGCAUAAAGGAAAUGGGGGCUGGAAUCUAUGUUUUUCAAUUCUAUCAUCCCAUUGACAUGAGCCGUGUGCUCGAAAACGGUCCUUGGACAUUCAAUAAUCACCUUCUUCUGUUGAAACAUCUUAAGGAGGACGUAAACCCUAUGAGAGUUGAUCUGUUUGAAACAAGCCUUUGGGUACAAAUACACGAAGUUCCUGUCGAACUUCGUUCGGGCAGAGUUCUUGCCUAG